AUGGAAUGGAUGCGAGUGGCUAUAACGUAUGCUGAGCACCGGAGGAGUUUAACAGUGGACAGCGAUGAUAUAAGGCAGACGGCCAGGCUACUCUUACCUGGCUUGGACUGUGAACCUCGGCAGCUGAAGUAAGUAUUGUGCUUUUAUUGCUUGACCAAAAACAAUCCAAAAAACACUGCUAAAUUUAAUCACUGGGUAUUCUUGUGCAGCUUGUAGGUUUCAGACAAUUUGUACACACACAUGCAGAGGAAGACUGAAAUUUGUCCAAUGUUGCAACGAGUGUGUGUGUGUACCUAAACUUCAAGAUCAUCAUUUGCCAUUAAGAGACAUUUCACACUAGCCAAAUACCGUACCAAUGGGCAGAGAACCUUUUUCUUUUUCUUUUGAGGGGCAUAUUCCCUUAGGAAAGUUUUUGGACUCUUAACUAUUAUCUGUCCUGGCCAGCAGAGCCAAUGGUGAGGGGAACUGGGGUCUCCCAAGAAUGGGAGAUUACCACAUUGGCUACUCCUCCUAUGAAGUAAUAUUUUCUAAGACAGAAUCAAAAGUGGGCGCCCCCUUUUCAUGUGUGCUUGAAAUCAGUCACGUGAUCUGUGUAAACUGGGCAGACAUUUAACCAAUGGGCUUGCCUGUUCCUGUCAUGUCAAUGGCACUUAUUUUGAGUAAAUACACAAAGGAUUGGUAGCAAAAAUCCCAAACUUGGAAACUACAGCAAUGGCUCAAAACUUUUCAUGCUCUUCCAUCUGCCUACUUUUAUCAUGGACUGGAUUGAGAUGGGUAAAUGAUCACAUUUGGCACAUGCAUGACUUUGGCAGAGAAUGCACACACUGGAAACUUAAAAUGGGCCCCGGUGUCCCAGUGCGUGUGCCUCAUAUAAAUGGAAAUAUCUGGCCCUUGGAUCUCUUCUCAGCCUCUGCAGCCACAUUCGCAGGCCGCAGCCCUCUUCCUGCCCUGCUUUGCACCAUGCUGGAAUGUUUUUGGCUGCCUGGAAUGUGUCUUUGAACUCUAAAGAUGCUUCUUACUUGCCUGAAUGGAGACUAAAAGGGUUGUGCAGGUGUAGGGGGAGAGCAGCCUGCUGCACAAAGGAAACCCAGCCAGAUGGGCGGGGUAUAAAUAAUGAAUAUUAUUAUUACUAUUAUUAUUAUUAUUAUUAUUAUUAUUAUUAUUAUUAUUGAAAUCCACAGUUGUUGCUCUGUCCACCUUUGCCCCUUGCCCUGCUCAGUGCUGGCAUGUGGCACCCAGGAAGCUGCCCAGAAGGGGAUGCAGCCCUUGGCCUGAACAUGGUUCCCCACUCCUUCCAUUGCAGACUGUAGAUAAACUCAUAGUAAACAGCCAUCUGUGUUUCAGACACUAUUUAUACUCUGGCAGUUUUGCAGGCGCUGGCAGUGGUCCUGGCAUCACACAACUGCCACAAUCGUCUUUAAAUACAGAAAAUAUUUAGAUUUUAUAGAAAUCUAAAUAUUUCUACACAAUGAUUUUGAUGGUGAGAUUAAUUCCACUAUUUAUUGCUGCUCAGCGCAGUGUUUGUUGCUGAUUAUAAAUACAUCUUAUGCACGAAGGAAGGGUUUUAUUUAUCUCACAACCUUCUAUUGGAUGCUGCUGCUGAGUCCCUGCUUGGCUUUGGACAAGUCAUCAAACAUGCUCCAGUGUGACCAUUUGUAAAUCUCGUAAAAGGUUUAGUAUUCAUUAUGAGAAGAAAGGUACUGCAAAGAUUAAUCGUGCUUUUUUUAUUGAACAUUAAGAUAGUUAGAUGAAAUGCACUGGGGAAAAUAUUAGCAUUUCCCUUAGGUAGUCAGAUGAAUGAAUUGCUCAAAAGUCACUGCAAGAUUUCUUUCUUCUUAGUCAAGCUAACAUUAAUCUCACAAACAGAGAGAUUGUGAAUUUAAUAGAGUGCUAUAUUUUAUGGAACAAAUUCUUUAAUAGGGAGUUGAAACUAAAAAUAGAAUAAAACAUCACACAGUGAGAUUUCUAAAGCCCCUCUGCCCAACAGUAGACCUUAAUGCAUCUUCACAAACAUCCUGUAAGGUAGUAAAAAAUAAAAUAAAAGCAGGAAACUUGUAACAAAUAAUAGAACAAGCAUGUUGAUGUGGCUGUCAACUUUCUGAAACUAAGCAGCUCCUAGUCUGGUCGGUGCUUGGCUGGGAGACUGCUGGAGAACGGCAUGUGUGCUGCUGUGGAUUCUAUGAUGGAAAAAAGGUGGGCUAAAAAUGCAAGAAAAUAUAUAAAUGACAGCUCAGAUGGCUUCAUAAAGAUCCUUCUUUCUCACCGUGCGACCUUACUCGUUAAUUUCAGUUUAACAGGCCCAGUUUGCCUACACAGAAGACUGCAUCGAAUGAAUGUGCUGGCCAUGCGUGCAAGAGAACUGUCACAUGGUCCAGUGUGUUAGAUCUAGUCUAGAAAGGGCAGCACCAUGCUAUAGACUACAUUGUAAAUCUUUGGGCCGCAGAUGGUUAGUGCCAUUUUUUAUUGCUUCACCAUGUAAAAAAAAAUCUUGCAAGUACAAAACUAGCAUUCUGGAAUGAGACAUUAUAGGUAAGCUUGCUCACUAAUGCCAGUUUUCUAAGAGUAUAGAGCUUUCAUAUGGGGGAGCAUUCAGAAAUAUGAUUCCCACCUACCAAUGUGGCCCUCUGUGAAAGUUCAGAACAGCGCAAGGAUUUAUGCUUGCACAACACCACAUUCCCUCCCCCCACCUCACCUUCUCCACACCUCUUCUAAAUAUGUUCUAGGGGUUCCCACAACCCUCUGGAGCUGAUAUGGGGAAGAUGUGUGAAAUGCAUAGGGGGAGCAGGGGGAAAAUCCUAUUAUUCAAGGAGAUGGGAUGGGGUAGUUGAGUACUGUUCCAUAUAGUACAGGAAUGAGACAACUCUGAUUUUCAUUAGGUCAUAAGGCCCUGCUUGAUUUUAUUAGAAGUGGUAGCUUUUUAUUUGAAAGAAAAUAAAUUGAAUCUUAUAAAGCUUUUUCCUGGUUGUGUGGAAAUAUUUUUGUGUGAAAAUAUUUUUCCUCAGCUAUCUGCAAACAAACAAUUGGGGUUCUGGUGUGGGGUGUGUGGGUGUAAAUGUUAUGAUACAAACAGAAAUAAGUACAGACAUCUUGUAGUAACGGGCUGCAGCUCUGUGGUCAGGGAAAGUCUGGGCAAAAGGAUUAGUCUUUACAAGACAUCUUAAGCAACUGACAGGUGAUGUUUCACAUAUGGCAGAGGGAAGGGCAUUUCAGAAUGCAGGGGCAGUAGUGGACAGAUUACUCCUGAGGCAAUGUGGUGCUCAAAAGGGGAAAAGAGGUCGCCAACCACCUCUAUUGAUCUUCCCCCAGCCGAGUCAAACCAAGGCCUGCUGAAAUUCAGGACUAUAAAUAAUCAUAAUGGUAAUAAUACAACCCCCUUUAAUAUUAAUAAUAUGGCCCUCUUUAAUACCAGUAAUGCACUGCUUAAAAUUGCAGCUAUAUUUUCUGGCUAUGUGUCCCCCACAGGCCUGAAUGCUGCUUCAGUUCCUUCCGGAGAAUGGAUGCAAAGGCCGCCACUGAAAAAUUCCAGCAGGAUUUGGGGUUUCGAAUGCUGAACUGUGGAAGGACUGACUUGAUCAACCAAGCUAUAGAAGCAUUGGGUCCGGAAGGGGUCAAUACAAUGGAUGAUCAGGUAUGUAGAAGGACGGGGUGUGGGUGUAUCUAAUAUUAAUUAGGCAGAUCAGUAUACAAAGCACUUACUGAGAUAGCUCAGACACGGUCUCUUCCAGCUCUGUAGCCCUAUGAUUCUAAGUUGCAGAGGACGUUCCAGUUCGUGAGAACUGAUACUCUUCCUUCCUGUUUCUGCCCACCAUUAUCACAUUCUGGGGAUUGGCGGACAGAGGCAAUUUCAUGGGCAGCAGCACCCAAGUAAAAUUUCUCAUGGGGCAACACAGCAGCAACAAGAACAUCAGCAGGCACACACCCCUCAAUCCACGGAUGUUCUUUGGAGGUUGUCAACCAUUAUGGACGUGUUUGGACAUGUUGACAAAGGGAAGGCAAAAUGGCUGUAUCCUGCUGCCAUUUCAGGGACUCCAGUUGGUUGUGUGAAGAGGGGAGCCUAUUCUUCUUGCAGAGUUCUCCCCUACAGCUAGGGCUAGCUCCCUAGUGCAGACCUUUGCCUCCAACUCAUGGGGGGUGAUGAGAAUGGACAAUGACAAUGGGGCAAGUGAACAGACCUAGCAUGCUCAUCCCUCUCUCCCUUAUGCAAUUCUAUCUCAUGCAGUUAGUAUUCCCAGAUAAGGUUCCAAAGUGUGCCUAUAAACUCCAUGUGAGAAUCUGAAUCACAGGCUUUUUGAUGGUCAUUGCUUUUGGGCGUAGCAAUCGAAGUUUGCUGACCACAUGUUUUGUCCUUAAAGGGUAUGACUCCACUCAUGUAUGCCUGUUCUGCUGGUGAUGAAGCCAUGGUCCAGAUGCUGAUCGAUGCUGGUGCAAAUCUAGAUAUACCAGUAAGUAAAGACUGAACCCAGGGACGCUGCCAGUUUAAGGUCUGACCAAGAACCAUUGCUUAUUAUCCCUCAGAAACAGCGUCUUGUUUUGGGACGAUUGCAUGUACUGAAGGCCAUUCUGAGAGAGAGAGAUUUCCUUCUCUGAAAAAUAAUUGUUAUGGAUUCUAGAGCAAUAAAGCUUAAAUCACCUUCAAAGCUUGCCACAGAUGAGAUCAUGAUUAACAGUGGCAUAGUAAUGGGGAAAUAGAGGGAGUAAAUGUUUCCUCCCUGCAAAAGCAGCCUCUGAAGGAAACCAGUAGAUGCAGUAGAAAAAACCCAAGGGAUUGAAUACACUGAUUGGUGUUGGCAGUACUUUCUGAGUCGUGUCAGCCUGUCAUUCCCAGGGGCCGUAAUUUACUAGGGAAGUGCCACUCCCAGGCAUUUUUAAGGGGAGAAGAAAGAUGGCAGUGGCUAAACAUUCUUUCAAUUUUUCCUAGGUCCCUGGUAGUUCCUCCCGAUACCCAUCAGUUCAUCCUGAUAGCCGGCACUGGACCGCACUCACCUUUGCUGUGUUACAUGGACAUAUCUCUGUAGUUCAGGUGAGCAAAAGACAAGUUUUCAAUCUGCAGUUUGAAAUAACAAGAAACAAAAUGGAGAUGCAGGGCAUGCAAGUUCAGAAACUAGUUGCUUUUGGAACACAUAUCUAUCCUGUAAAGAUGAUGAUGAUGAUGAUGAUGAUUUAUCAACAAAAAACACAAACAGGAUAGAGCAUAGUUUUUAAAAAAAUAACAACAGUACCAGGUCAUCACACAAAUAACAACAUAUAAUAAACUUACUCCUAAAACGAUUUCAUGUGAUCAUUAUAUUUUGUCUACAUAUUAUAUUUAUAAUAUACUUAAUAGUGUAUGUGGUUGAAUAUUUCCUUGCAUUGUAUUACAUUACGAACACACUCCAUUUUUCAAUAACAAAGUUAUUGACUUGAAGACCUUCCCUUACGCUCAGGAUAUUAAUCAAUUUUACUACAUUCAUUAACUCCCCAAACCUCAAAACCCAUUCAUCCUUUUCCCCAGUUAUGACAGAUUAUCAUAUGUCUCUCUGUUAAAAAAUAGAUUACAAUUUCUUUAUCUUUCCAGAAUAUUAAAUCUUUCACAUAACCCAACAGCAAUUAGGACUGGAUCUGCAGACAGAUCUACAGUAUUAUAAGUUGACUUGAUUUUUCAGCUCAACACAUGAUCAUUGGCAUCUCCAACAAAUAUACCACACUAAUAAACUUAUAUCAGUUUUGUAUUACUUCCCAGCUUUCCAGAAGAAAGGAAAAUUCAGCAAGUUUGCAGUGCUGAUAUGCUAUGUCUGCAGUAUAAAUAUGGCAUAACAUUUGUUCAUGCAAUGUUUUGCUCCUCAUUAUUUGUUUAACUGAAGGUUUUCAUGGACCAGUUGCAAAGGUACCAUCAUUGAUCGAAAGAAUGAUAUAUUUCGAAGGGAUCUGCCCACAAUAUGAUUGUUUUAAGAUCAGGAUUGAUCACAUGCUUAGUUACGGCAGGACAAUAGAGACAUCUGGAAAUCCAGAUCCUCUUGCUGUUAUUAAUUAUAUCUGGAUACGGGAAGAAUAUGUGUAAAAUCAUUUGUGCAUUUAUAAAACAGUGGCAUCGCACUGGUUAUGCUUCUCCAGGCUCUUCCAGUAGUUCUAGCAGAAUUGACCUUUACAUGAAGAAGAGAAGUCUAAAAGUUUCCUCCCUCUUCCCAAGUAAUAAAAAGAAUGCCUGCAGUAUGAUCCUAAGUGGGUCUAGUUGGAAGUGUAUGUAGAAUUUCAAUUUACAGCAUAAUUCCAUACAUGUCUACCCAGAAGUAGGUCCCAUUGACUUCAGUGGGGCUUACUCCCGGGUAAGAGUGCCUCCACACUGAAUAAGGAAUGAUGCUCCAUUUAUAACUAGCUUUUAUUUGUUUAAUUUCUUCUUCCAAGAUAAUGAGGAAGCAAUAUGAGCAGAUAUCUUGAUAAGUAUAUUUGGUAGCUAGAAUGUGUCUACAUAUUAAAAAUUAGAUUAAUGAAAUCUAACAAUAUAUCCAGAAGUUGCAAAGCAACAUGUUUGAAAUGUUUCUUUAAUAUGUCAUUGGAAAAACCAGUGUUGGUCAUUCCUUACACUCCCAAACACGUCAGCUGCUGCCUUGUGCAUGUCCUCUUUCUGCUUAUAUUGUCUGUGUUGUGGUCAAAGGCUUCGUAGAAUUUGGAUCCAAUGAUGUAUUUAGGGCUCUUGAAAUUCUGUUGUUAUCUCCAUUUAAUGUCAAUAGGAAUUUAAAAUGAACAACAGCAAGUAGUCAGUCACAGGUAGAGAUUUUCCUGUUUCUGCUAUUUCUGUUCACAUAAGUUAGCAAGCAAUUGUGGACAGAGUUCAUUCAAUUUCGAAUUAUACAUAAAUGCAAAUGUCCAUGCAAAUGAGAUUUUGCCUUCAAAGACUUGGAACAUUGCCAAUGCACUCUUUAGUAUUGCAAAGGCCGGGCACACUUAAUUUACACAUGCAAUGAUAAUAAGCGUGUUUUGCCCCAGAGACACCACUGAGAAUCCUGUCAACAGAACCUUUCAGAAGAAAUGAAGCCUUGGGCUUUCUAAGCCAUGUUUUUGUUAACUGCAAUUAAUGUUUACUCACUCCCUGUUGUUCAGUGGUAAACAUUUAAUCUUUGGAAGCUCUGUUUUUCAGAUGUCUUCAGUGACCCAUGGGAAUUAAUUGUAGGACCGAUUCUGCAAUAGUAAUAAUAAUAAUAAUAAUAAUAAUAAUAAUUAUACCCUGCCCAUCUGGCUGGGUUUCCCCAGACACUGGGCGGCUCCCAACAGAAUAUUAAAAACACAAUAAAAGAUCAAACAUUAAAAACUUCCCUAAACAGGGCUGCCUUCAGAUGUCUUCUAAAAGUCAGGUAGUUGUUUAUUUCCUUGAUAUCAGAGUAAACACAAUGUGGGCAGAUCCUAUGGACACACAUGCUUGGAUUACUCAGUGGUAGUUGUGUAACUGCCACAUGCAGCUUUGAGGAACAUUCAGAUGUACAAAUCAAAAUGCUCCUUUUAACGACAGCAUUCCCCUUUUCAUAUUUUUGUAAUGUUUCAUUGAAGAAUGUACACACUGAGACCUUUAGAGCUGGUAAACAAGAAGGCAGUAAACAUAAGUAAACUUGAAGGAGUUUUCUGCACAGCAUUCUCCAAUAAGAAGAGAGGUGGAUGCUAUGAGCCUAGUACAGUGGACCCUCCAGAUACGAACUUAAUGCGUUCCGGGAGUCUGUUCGCACCCCGAAAAUAACAUAAAUAGAGGUGUGCUUCUGCACACACACACACGGCACGAUUGAGCACGUCUGCGCAUGCGCGUGUGGCAAAACCCGGAAGUAUACACUUCUGGGUUUGCCGUGGCCGUAACUCGAAGAUUCCAUAUCCAGAGGGAUACGUAAGUAGAGGUACGAUUGUAGUGGAUUUCUGCUGAGGGAGGUUACUCUUGUACUUUUUCUGUUGCUCUGUUUCUUGAGUUGUUUGUUCCUACUUGCGUUUGCAGUUGCUCCUGGAUGCUGGCGCCCACGUCGAAGGCUCUGCUGUGAACAGUGGAGAGGACAACUAUGCAGAGACCCCACUCCAGCUGGCUUCAGCAGCAGGCAAGUCUGAGCAAGCCUUGCAUUUUCACUCCCCAGAAGCAGGAAUUUGCUCUCUUAAUGCGCAGUAGGUGUCAAAACACAUAAAAGUGGGAAGAAGCAAUGUUUUCAAAACUGCCAAAUGCAUCUGUUCCCGCACCCUUCAAUAUUUUUAAGCUGACAGCUGCUGUCAUGCAAUUGCUGACUGAGCAUUCUGUGUGCCCGGUAGGGCACUGGGAUGAUGUGUAAGUUGCGCCAUGUGAACAAGGCUGUGUGUGACCCAAGUGGAGGCAUGUCCAUCCGGUCUUCUUCAUCCUAUUUCAGGGGGAAUGGUCAUAGGUGUCUGCUGUACAAAUGCGCAAAGUUGUAUACUCGUUUCCUAGGCUGCACAUUCUCUUGUACACUCAGUGGGACGUGCCUCACCCUACAUACAGGUUUCUCUGCUCACGAUGUGUGAACUGGCCAUAUGUGGGUUCUUUUAUACCUGGAUCAGCUGUGUGUCAUUUACUGUACAGCAUUUUAAUGUGUGGUGUGCAUCAGUUAACCUAUAACCCAUUUUCUCUCUAUGAAUGAACACAUAAAUCAGAUGGUUUCUAUACAGUAUAGUAUAUCCUUUGAAAAUAUCAAUAAAGGUAAAAUGGUUUGUCUUUCUAGGCAAUUAUGAGCUAGUCAGCUUGCUGCUGAGCCGGGGAGCAGAUCCCCUUCUAAGCAUGCUGGAAGCCAAUGGGAUGUCCUCAUCGCUUCACGAGGACAUGAAUUGCUUUAGCCACGCCGCUGCACAUGGACACAGGUAAACCUCAUGGACAGGCACUCAUUUGCAGACAAUGAUGCUUAAAAUGCCAAGUUAACAGCGAUGGACUGCACUUCAAGGUGGUUGUACACUAUUUCCCCUCUCCCUCCAGCAAUAUGGGUAUAACAAGACCAGGGGCAUUUUGCAAGGCUGGCAUAACCCACACUCUCUUAGCCACUGCUCUGCCCUCUUCAAUAUAGGCAUAAUAAGGAUGAACUUUAUUGCAAUUGACGGUCAGGGACUGGGCAGAGGAGGAAUGGUGGAGACCACCUCCACAUCCCGACCAUUCCAGGGAGGAGGAAGACAGAAUAGAUUUAUGACAGGGGUUUGAGGAAGGUAGCAGCUUAGAGGCAGAUGAGGGGGGAAGUUGGGAAAUCAUGGGAGAGCCAGAACAACACUCAGCUGACUUGUCGUUAGAAAGUAUUCCAGCCCCUCCAUCUCCCAGAACCCAGAGAGCCUUGAAAAUAGGAAAGCAAAGAACUCAGAGACAGAGGGCACAUAGCAGCACUCGUAGAGCAGAUGAUGAGAAUGACGAGUGAGGAGGUGGGAGAGACGGAGGUUGGAGAUUCACUCGAGACAACGCCAUUAUCCAAGAGGCUGGGCUCAAUAGCCUCUCUGUGUAAAUACUGAAUAAAAAAGGACAGUAAGAAAUCUUCCUUUGUCUUUAUACUUUCCUGGGCAACAGCCGGGAGUUGCUGACAGCAUCCUGACAUUGACAUUAACAGAGUAUUUUUUUAAAAAGUUUACAAACACAGAAGAAAACAACAUUUUUGUAUGACAUAAGUCCCAAGUUAGGAAGAUCGUGAACUCAUGUCUCUGCUGCUAUAUUUUGCUUUUGACUUCACUCCCCCAAUCACACCUAUGUUAAAAUCAUGGGUACCUGAACUACAGAAUAUCAAUUACUUCUUCACUAGGAAAAAGCAGCAGAAAAUUUCACUAUCUGUUGCUUCUUUCUGGGAAAAAUGCACAAGGAGAGCAUACAGGAGAGAUAAAUUUGUGCCCUCUGUAGUCAUACAGAAAACGUCAUGUGCCCAGCUUGUGCGCAGAGAGAACAGCGGCAAGCAGUAAUUUAGAUCCACCACUAACAGUUGGUGUGGCUGUCGUGUAAAUUUGUGUGGUGCAGUGGAAUGUGGACCUGCUGAGCUAUGAAGCUCAUGGGGUGGCUGUAGAUUGUUAUGAUGGUAAAGGAAGAUGAACCCAUGCAUGCUUCUCUUGCUCUUUGGGGGAAGAAGGGGAUACAAAUUGGGGUAGGUGGGUGGGAAACACAGAUAGCCUUUGGACAAAACAAUAAGUAUGCAGGCACUGAAAGGAUUUAAUGUUGAAUUCUGCUUUUAUAGUUAUCCUGCUGAUAUGAAAAGGCACUUUGCCAUCUUUAAAGCAUAUCUGUGGAGAUAAGGGUCUAUUAACCCAAACUUCUCACAUAUCCUGGAAUGAGCUUAUACUUUAGCCCUCUUCAGGCAAUACCUGUACGUGUUAAGUAAAGAGGUGAGGGGGCAAUGAGCAUGUAGCUCUGCCACCGCUACUCCAGUUGCCAUUGGGAUCACCUUCCACAAGCAGGAGGGCAAUCUUCUGAAGUGGGCAGACUUCUGUACCCAUGGAGUACAUUCUUGUAUGUUUUAGAAUACAGUGGUACCUCAGGUUACAGACGCUUCAUGUUACAGACUCCACUAACCCAGAAACCAGUACCUCAGGUUAAGAACUUUGCUUCAGGAUGAGAACUGAAAUCGUGUGGCGACAGCAGGAGGCCCCAUUAGCUAAAGUGGUACCUCAGGUUAAGAACAGUUUCAGGUUAAGAAUGGACCUCUGGAACGAAUUAAGUUCUUAACCUGAGGUACCACUGUAAUGGGGUUUUCAAGAUCUGUGUGGAGCCUCCAUGGGUACAGGAAGCUCUCUUCUUCAGACAGUCACUCAGCAACUUGUGGAGGGCCACAGGUUCGAUGGGGAAUAUUGCUAUAGCACACUCAUCUCUCAUGCCCCACCCUCCACACCCCAUGUUUAACAAAUACAGGAUCUGAACACCUGAAGAGAACCCGUUGGGAUACCACACCCAACCGCGAAUAGCAUCUCUCAUUUUCCUUUCUUGCAGAAAUGUUCUGCGCAAGCUCUUGACCCAGCCGCAGCAGUCCAAGGGAGAUGUCCUCUCGCUGGAAGAGAUUUUAGCAGAGGGCGUGGACAGUGACACCUCCAGCCAAGGAAGCUCCAACGAGGGCCAGGUUAAGCUAUGCAAAGCCAGGAUGAAGGCUUUGCAAGAGGCCAUGUACUACAGUGCUGAGCAUGGCUACGUCGACAUCACAAUGGAGCUCAGAACGCUUGGUAAGGGGAGCUCAUUUCCGGACACAUUGCUUCAAGAAUAACAAGGCCUGUGAUUUUAAGAUAUGGGAGCAUUCCCACUCUGUCUAUAAAAUUUAUUUAUUUAUUUAUUUAUUUAUUUAUUUAUUUAUUUAUUUAUUUAUUUAUUUGAGGUGUUUUAGUACAUCUUAUAUAAUGGGCGAGAUUCAACCACUGAGUUCCAUCAGCAGAAGCCCUGAACAAGGACCUCUGUUUAUGGGUGGGGUGCCCCCUUCUUGUCCCCCCCUGUAUGCCCCUGCACUCCCGAAAUUGGAUCUGAGGGGUAGGGAUAAAACAGCAUGUGAGGGAUCGCUCUAUCCGGCAAGCCAAAAUGCUUGCACCACUGGAACGAUUGGAAGAGUGCAGCGUUGAAUUCCUCUAAAUAUGUUUCUAGAAUACAUUACAUAAAACUUUAAUAAGUCAGCACCUGCCUGAAAGCUUACAUUCUAAAAGGCAAGACAACAGAAGUAGUGGAGAGAGGAAAUAUUUGCAUUUCUGUGUUUAUCCAUAUUUUAUUUAUUAAUUAUAGUGUUUCUGAAGUAGAAAGAGGGCCCUCUUUACUGUUGGAGUAACACAUGAGAAUUGCAAAGUAACAGAACGUUGCCCUGUGAUUUCUCAACUUUUAACAUUUGUUUGCACAUUCUAAAAGCAGAGCAAAUAAAUAAAUAAAUACAGAUCUCCAAGAUUUUUUACAAUCGUUUCACAUCUGUUCCUAAUUUGAUCCAUGCCAAAGAACUCACUGUGUUUGUUGUAAACAUCUAGUUGUAGCAAUGUUCAGUUUUAGAAACAAUGUAUAGGACAUGGGUAGGAAACCUAAGGUCCGUGGGCCGAAUGCGGCCCAAUCACCUUCUCAGUCCGGCCUGCGGACGGUCCGGGAAUCAGAGUGUUUUUACAUGAGUAGAAUGUGUGCUUUUAUUUAAAAUGCAUCUCUGGGUUAUUUGUGGGGUAUAGGAAUUCGUGUGGGUUUUUUUUCCAAAAUAUAGUCCGGCCCCCUGCAAGGUCUGGUUGGCAGUGGACCGGCCCCCUGCUGAAAAAGUUUGCUGACCCCUGGCAUAGGAAAAGUAAUCUGGGAAAGCUGAAUACCUGUUUGUAUUGCAUUGAAUUAAUAUUGAAGUUCCAGCAACCUGUCUCAGUUAUGCGAAAUAUAUAAUUGCUGAAUAAUAAACUGAACUUCAAUGAUCACAUAAACUUCUGGCAGUAAAUAAAUAAGGAAGCUGUUUUUGGCAUUAACACAAUCUUCCUGAAAUCAGGGUUGUUCACAGUUUCUUAGCCACAGAUCUAUAAAUGCUUACGUGCUAUACAAAGUAAAUACUUAAAACUUCAGGAUAGCUCUAUUCUUUAAGCUGAAUUACCAUCUCCUCAUAAGAGCUCAUAGAAGCAUGACUUGUCCUGUCAAAAACAAUGCAAUUCUUUUUCUGUAUUAGAACUGAACACACCAGCUGAAGAAUUCUGGGCUGACCAAAGGCAGAGAAAGGCCAUGAUUCUAUAGUUAAAAUAGUUGUGUAUAAUAUGUCAAUUUCUCACCCCUGUCUAACUAACCACAUAUGCCAAAAAUUAUUCUUCCAUACAACUCUUGAAGUGGUGGGAGUCCUGCCUUGUUUUGCAUUUAGUCAUUAUAAUGACAAAUAAAAAAGUGCAAGUGUGGUAAUAGCCUUAAGCAGACUGGUUUCAUAGAAACAUAGAAUUGUAGAGCUGGAAGGGACCGCAAGGGCCAUCUAGUUCAACCCCCUGCAAUGCAGGAAUCUUUUGCCCAACAUGGGGCUCAAACCCACAACACUGAGAUUAAGAGUCUCACUGUGGUCUAAACUGAGCCUCUAGGGCUUGCCAAUCAGGUCGGCGGUUUGAAUCCCCACAAUGGGGUGAGCUCCCAUUGCUUGGUCCCUACUCCUGCCAACCUAGCAGUUCGAAAGCAUGCCAAAAAGUGCAAGUAGAUAAAUAGGUACCGCUCCGGCAGGAAGGAUUCACCAGAAGCGGUUUAGUCAUGCUGGCCACGUGACCCGGAAAAACUGUCUGCGGACAAACGUCGGCUCCCUCGGCCAGAAAAGCGAGAUGAGCGCCGCAAUCCCAGAGUCAUCCACUACUGGACUUAACUGUCAGGGGUCCUUUACCUUUACCUUUAUUAACUUCAGUGGGUCUGCUCUGAGUAGGACUAGUUUUAUAUACAACCCACUAUGUCUAUCAUACAUUGCAAGUAAAUUCCCCAGAGACAUCUGGUUAGAAUAUUGAGAAGAAUCGUUUGGUUUGAUUCAGCAAAAAAAAAAUGUCUAUUUUCUGCCUUUUCUUUUGCUGCCAUCAAUUCAGAGCUUUCUCCAUGGUAAAAUAAUCAUUUUUGCUUUCUAAUGAAUGGCCACAGGAAUCCCAUGGAAGCUCCACGUAUGGAUUGAGUCACUCCAAACAACUUUUUAUCAGUCUCGUUACUCAGUAGUGCAGAAUCUUCUACGGGAAUUCGUCACCAUUAAAGAAGAAGACUACAAUGAAGAGCUGGUUAAUGAUGGACUGCAGCUGAUGUUUGAAAUCCUCAGAACCAGCAAAGUAAUCAGUUUCAAAACUAUAUUCAGAUAUGCAUUGUUUGGCUCAAGAAAAUCUUCGGCACCUUCCAAGGGCUCUGUAGUUUGCUUGGGGGGAAUCAGUGAUGUGUGAGGAUCCCAGUUAAUUCUGGAAGCAGGGGACAAUACCAUGCUGUGUUUACUUGAGCCUGAUUAACACAAUUUUGCCAGGGAUCAAAUGUAAAAGGUCUCAACAAAGUCUCCAUCUAAGCAGAGACCCUCCUUCUAAUAGUAAUUGAGAUACCUGUAGUGAGUUUGCUCUAAAAGGGUUUCAUUAAAACACACACACACACACACACACACACACACACACACACACACACACUAUUUAGCUAAAAUACUUUUAUUCUGCCUUUCUGCCACAUAGUUGCAUACAUGGAAAUUUAAAUGCGUGUAAUUUGCAAAGAUCUAAAUAGUUACACUGCAUUAUACAGAAGUAGGUAGACACUUCAAAAGGAUAAUAGAGGGCCUAGUCUUACUCCAGCUCAAGCAAUUCACAACUAGUUGCAAAAAUCACCCCUCCCAGCUGUGGAGUCACAUGCCUAUAUACAUGAAAAAAGACAUCUAGCUCACAUAGUGGGGUCCAGAUUUGUAGAGAGAUUCCAGUAAGAAUGGAUUUAAAAUUAGCUCUGUUUGAACCUUACACUCCUUGUCCUUCAUAUUCCUCUAUAUACUGUAAGGGAGCAGCAAGGAAAAUAGGCAGCUUUUAUCUGUCUGAGAUUGGUCCUUACAGAGCUCUAAUGAUCUCCAUUCGUUCUUAUUCACAGAAUGAGUCUAUCAACCAGCAACUUGCCUCUAUCUUUGCUCACUGCUACGGAAGCAGCCCCAUCCCUGGCAUUCCUGAAAUCAGGAAGACACUUCCAGCACGCCUAGGUAAGAUGAUCACCAGCCGAGAUUUUGAGGGUAUUGUUUUUGACUGUGAAGCCUUGCUAAACCAUUUCCUCCUCCUCUUCUUCUUCUCCUUCACAGAUCCUCACUUUUUAAAUAACAAAGAUAUGUCCGAUGUUACUUUUCUAGUGGAAGGAAAACUGUUUUAUGCGCACAAAGUUCUUCUGGUGACUGCUUCAAACAGGUGAGAUACUUAGGAAGUGGCACAUGAUACCUUUGCAGAGUCAUUCCAAGAUCAAGAAAGAUGAAUGGUUGAGUUGCUUACUCAAAGAAGUAAUCCCUAUUUUAGUUUUUCACAAUGCCAACCUGUCAUUUCUUUGAACAUGGAUGCAAGGAAGCAUCGCUGUCUUGGCAGCUGUAUUCUCCUCCAUACGUGUUAGCCUGUGUAUCUGUCACAUCCGAUCUACACAUUCAUGUGAACCAUUCUUCAGCUUUUAUUGAUAACUUGAAAUACUUAAGCUGUAGAAGGAGGAUUAAUGGAUGGUUGCAGCUCAGAAUGGCAGAGAGCAAGGCCAGAGGAAGGCUUUUCUUCUUUCAAGGAGAAUAGGACUAAACAGGAUUAGAUAUGGUAUGUAGCAGGCAUGGGAAACCUACUGCCUGUGGGUCUCAUUAGAUCUAACAUAGCUUCUGGUUUUGGCCACAAGACCAUUUUCUCAACCAGAACCAGCUGCCCAUUACCUGUUGUCAGGUGCAGGGCAAGUAAAGGUACUGAUGAAAAGGAACAACCUCAGGAAGGUUAAACUGUGCUGCCGAUUGUUACUUGGAAAACAUGCCCAGCAUUCAUCUCCUUUAAAAUUUGACACCAAACCCAAGCCCCACUGGGAUUGGUUUCACUUUGGAAGUUUAGAUCAGGGCUCCAGAGGGGAGCCCAUUCCUGCUGAAAGCAGGGCUUGCAGUCAGUGAUGCAAAUGCAACCCCCAUUGGGACUGUCUGUACUUGGAUGCAAUCAGCUGAUGGACAAGUAUUUCAUGUUUCACUUUCACCAGAGUUGGAUAAGAUCACAUAUUAGCCAAAACCAGGCUUUGAAGGACAAGGGGAAAUAAUGAGAGGCAGGAGGGCGCAUGCAACCCCAUGGUUUGUUCCCAGCCUGGCCUCAUGUUAAAACUUAAUCAGUCCUUCAUAACUUUUUUUGUAUACCAGGAGCUAGUAAAAAAAAUGGUUCUACCUACAUAUUUUUAAUUCUGCCUCUCCCAUAGAUGUUUCUAUCAGGAAAGAAGGUGUCAUUGAAACUCCUCAAGCUAUAGGCCCCUUUUUCACUUCACGUAUAGAAAAAUAAUCUAAGCAAACGCAGCUUGAAAGGCUCUUUCUGAAAUCUUUCCUCUUGCUUUCAUAGGUUUAAGACACUGAUGACCAAUAAAACUGAACAAGACAGUCAAGGUAGCAAGACUGUAGAAAUUAGUGAUAUGAAGUACAGUAUCUUCAAGGUAUGUAUUUAAGAAUAAUCUGCACUGUUGCCCUUUUCAAAUGCUAAAACUGAGUGUGAUUCAGAGGCAUCAUAGUCUUAAAAGUUUCAGGUUUAGGGGACCUGUCAUUCAAAAGAAUUAACAAUAUUGGCUGAAGAAGUGGGUUUUGCUUAUGUUCAAAAGAAGAAACCAAUAUAAAUGAACUCCAAAAUUCAUUCAUCAAACUGAGAUCUACCCAAAAUUCAUUUGUCCAACCAAACGCUUUACUCCGUCCCCGGUUACUUGUUGAUGUGGGCAAAGUAGCUUGUGAAUCAGAGAUUGCUGAAAUGCUCAGCAGCAGUUUUCAUGUCAUGGUGUCACUUUUUGCAUUGGUGAUGAACUGCUAUUACUUUUGUCCAUGACAAGCAAAUUUAUACCAGAGAUAACUGGGACUUCUAGCACAGCUCAAACUGUACUUGUGUAACAGUCACCAAAAUCUGCUGGAAGUUACGCGGCAUAAUUUUUAUGGCAUGUUAAGCAAGUUAGGUCUGAAUAGAGUCAAAAAAUGUACAGCCUUUGUGUUGAAUCUGUUUAAUGGUCAAAAGGUUAAAAGGGUUGGAAUAUUUAACUUUUACUCUCUUUUUCAAACAUCUGCAAACCUUAAUGUCCAGUCUGUCAUGAAAAGGGAGAGUUGGCAUUGGCAUAUAAACAAAAAUAUACACCACUGAAAUCCAGCACUCAGGAGCUCUUCCCACUUUCCAGAUCUGUUUUUAAAGAUCUACAGGAAAAUGUGUUGAGGCUGGAAAACUGAAAGCCUAAAAGUAACAUUCUGUGGAACUGACACAAGGAUCCGUUUAUUUGCACUCUUUCCUCAGCCAUCAAUCACUUAUUUUUUGUGCUUUGGCUAUAUAGGAAAAAUGCAAUUGCAGCUCAGUUUGCAAAGUGGAGACAUUCUGUAUUUUAAUCUCGAGCUGAGCUGUAAUUGCUAUGUUUGCAUCCAGACUUUGCUGGCCAGACCGGUCCAUCGCCAGAGUUGAAUAGUAAAGAGCUUACAUGGAAAUUAAUAUUGCAUAUUGCACUUGCUUUAAUUUAUAAUCACUGAAAGUUUCUGUAUUGGGAGCCAAGUUGCUGUGUGAGUUUCCCAAGGCAAACCUGUGAGUUCGUAUUUCUCACUGCUUUGGCUGUGUUCCUGUUUCAGAUGCUGAUGCAAUAUUUAUAUUAUGGAGGAACAGAAUCUAUGGAAAUUCCUACUGCUGAUAUUUUAGAGGUGAGAGCAUUUCUCCCAAUCCCUUUCGGUCUAUUGCAGUGGUUCUCAAAGGGUGUGGCAGGAGAGGAUGGUAAGUGUGGCAGGAAGAUUCAAGGACAAUUACAGAAACAUUUAAACAUUUCACUAUAGUAUAGUAUAGUAUAGUAUAGUAUAGUAUAGUAUAGUAUAGUAUAGUAUAGUUUCACAGAUUCCCCCCCCCCCCCUGCCCCAGAAUAUGGAUAGGUAUCUUUUCAAAAUGAGAGCAAGAGCAUCAAGUGAUUCUGAGGACAAUCCUGGUUGCCAUUUAUCAUUAUAUUUUGGGAAUGAUUCAUGUUCUUAUGUAGCUGCAUUGUUUUAUACUUUCUGGGUGUCCUAUGAUCGUGUUAUAAAAUAGUCGUGCUCUAUGUUAUAAAUCAAGCACUUCUAGGAGUUGUUUCUUUAUGUUUUCCAAUGUAUUUCUGAUCAAUAAGAAAUUUGGUGUGGCGUGAGCAAAUACUUAUUCUGAAAGUGCGGCCCAGAGAAAAAAAAGUUUGAGAACCACUGGUCUGUUGUCAUCUUGUGCUGGUUCAGGAUUAUUUAUUUAUUUAUAUACCAAUAAACCAUAAGCACACUUCAAAGUAGUUUGCAUUAAAAAGACACAAUAAAAGCCUUCAGAAGUUAAAAAGAAUUUACAAAGGAAAAGGUUAAAAACAAGCAUUGUGGAAGGAUGAACUCUUAAUUCCCUGCAUAGGACUGAUGGAAUAGAAAUGUUAGUAUCAAUAAUAUUGAGGACAUGUAUCUAUACCACAAAAUUUGUGCUUUGAGUUUGGAAUGAUAUAUUCUGAAACCAAAAGAGCACUUCACUGUUUAGGGAAGCUUUUAAUGUUUGACGGACUAUUGUAUUUUAAUAUUCUGUUGGAAGCCGCCCAGAGUGGCUGGGGAAGCCCAGCCAGAUGGGCGGGGUAUUAAUAAUAAUAAUAAUAAUAAUAAUAAUAAUAAUGGGAUGAGGAAAAGUGAUGCUCUGAGGACAGAUAGUCCACUUUGUGGCUCAGUGACUGGAAAUGGGGAGCCUGUAGACUAGUUGAUCUGUGCAUUUAUGUAGAAAAUUAAUAGUACAAGGUUCAAGUUAGGUGGAAGUUCAUUUUUGUCAAUUUAACAUACUGGGCCAGCUAGAUUAAAAUCUACAACCAGGUUGUUAUAAUUUACAAGCAUGGCCAAUCAGCAAGGAUGAUGGGAGUUAUAGUUCAGCAGCCCCUGGAAGGCCAAAGGUUCCCCCCACACCCCGGGUUAGAUGCUCCAGUUUUGGAAUCUGGGGAGCAUUAUGUCUGCUGUUUCUUUUUUUCAAUCUGUAUUUGCCGCUUACCUCUUAUCCUGAUGUUUUAAGCUGUUAUUUUUAAAGGCUAGUCCAUGUUUCCAACUGUAUCUUAUUGCCCUGUUUGUGAGAUUCAUUGAAACAAAACGCAGUUUAGAAGAGCAUCCAGCAAAUAAAAGCGAUGUGAUGCGCAGGUGUGAAAACUCAAAAUGUGAUCAUAUUGCAUCACAGCAUGAGUAGGGAGAGUUCAUUAUGGAAGAAAGUGGCACAGACAUGCCAUGACACACUCGUGUUGCAGCUGGUCUAGACUAGUUGAGGAUUGCUCCAUGCUGCUUUAUUCUGUAUUGUUUUGCUUUGAGGUCAAGGCUGUUCACUUUUAACUUUUUCUACAGUACCAAUCAGUGUACACAGAGCCUUAACUGAAAAAUAAUAACAGUGUGACAAAAAUAGGCAGGAGAUUGCAAUUGGCAACAGGGAAACAAAAGAGAAAGGGGGGAAGAGAGAAAGGGGCAGCAACAGAGAAAUGUGGGGUAAAUGCAGCUUUACUUACUUAAAACCCUUUAAAGCUCAGGGGAGGAUCAAGGACUAAUGGCAAGGGUGAGAUUUAAAGAAGGGAUUUGAAGGAGAUAAAAUACUACAUGCACCUUUAGGAAGGGUGUAUGGGAUAAUAGGUAGAGUCACAACAGAGUGCAAUAGACCUUUGGGAGGCUGAGAUUGGCUCGGUUUAAGGAGCAGAGAUUGUGAGGGAAGCAAGCAAUUGGGUUUUAAGAAGGAGGCUUCACACUGCCUAAGUGAUGAGUGUGAUAAAUGAGUUUGGAGGCAGCAUUAUAGACUGAGAAACUACUGAAUGAUUGGGGGAGGGAGAGAAAAUGGCAGUCAUCGCAGACACAGGUGAAUGGCCAGAGCAUAGCAGAAUUUAAGCUGACCAGACCGAGAGAAGUUGGAGGGCUUUGGGGGAGAAGUGACACAGCUGUGUAACCAACGCAAAGGAGAGGGAGAUCUUAGAGAUAAAGCCAAGGCUGCCUACGUGGUCAGGAGGAAAGGUUGCUGAGAGAUAUGGAGAGUAAUCAAGGAGAAUUAGCCCUGGCAGGAAAGAUAAGCAGUUCAGGCUGAUACACAUGGAAUUUGAAACAGCGAUUAGACAUUCAGGUUAUUGGACAGGGAAAUGGAGGGGGAGAGGUGUGGGGUAUACAGUUCCAGUUCCCUAUAACUUUGGAGGGCUUAAACCUGAUCCAGCCAUUCAGAUACACACAUAGUACAGUACUACACAUAACUGGACCGCCUCAUAAUAUGUGUGGGGAUUAUUUCUUGAGUGGACUCCGUGACAAGUUCCAUCCGCGCAGAAUGCUAAGAGCCAUUGUAUGCAAUACUUAAAAUAGAUGGCUAAAUUCUGGAUUUUACCGCUGUGCAGCACAUAGCCAAGCAAUUGUUUUUUAAGUGUUCCUCUUAUAGAAAGCUCUGUAAACAGUAAAACUAGUACAUCCAUGGAGAGAGCUGAACUAAACUUCUUAAUGCCCUGGUUUCCUACAUGCAUUGCAUUUUGUUUUGUUUUGUUUUGUUUUGUUUUGUUUUGUUUUGCUUUGUGAGGGAAUACACCUUCAGUCUAAAGUGGGACAGCUACCAAAACACUCUUACAUCUUACUCAGUGUUAUCUGUGGACUUAAUGUCCAUAUUGAAUUAACUGGCACAACUCCCUGACAUUUCUCUCUCUCUAAUAGACAAGAGAAAUUAUGACAGGGGCAUUUUCAGGCAAGUUAACCCUCCUGCAAUCCAAAGGAGGAUUCUACCAUCUGUAGAGCUGAACAUUUUGAUUAAGGCUUUGGGAGAUGCUUCCUGACCCAUUAAUGCUGUAGCUCAAGAAUAAGGAAAAGCACCAAUUACACAGCUCAGUUUUGCAAGGAAGUUGGAAGGCUGUGCAAAAACAAAACAAGUUUCGGUUUUGCUUCCUUGAUGUGCACAGCUUCCCUUGUCAAUCACCCGCUGUCAUCUUCGUUGACUUCUCUUUCAUCCUCACUAGCUGCUCUCGGCUGCCAGCCUAUUCCAGUUGGACGGCCUCCAGCGACACUGUGAAAUACUUUGCGCCCAAACCAUCAGCACCGAAAGCUGCGUCAACAUCUAUAAAUAUGCCAAGGUAAAGGACAAGUCCUCUUCCGUUCAGCCUCAAUAAGACUUGCAAGUGUUUUCAGGUGCUGUGAAUGUAAGAAUAGCCCUGCUUGAUCAGAGCAAGGAGUAAUCUAGUUUUGCUGCUUGUUUCAAUCAGUGGCUGGGCAGCUUUGCUUUUGGAGAAGUCCAGAAGGACACAAAGGACACAGUUCACCACUUCUUGCUUGUCCACAACAAGCAAGUAUGCUGUAUUUGAAUUAUGUCGACUGAGCAAUCCCAGGCGAGAUGCUCCUCUGCAUAGAAGAACAUUAAGGGGUGGUAUUUGAUUAAAUAAUACAAUGAACGAAAUGACUUCCCACUUGUGCCCACUCCACUCACCAUGUCCACCCCCCAUCUGUUCCUCUAGAGCAGAUUUGGGGGUGGCAUAGGGUAUACACAGAAGAAGAUAUAAUACUUCUCUCCUUCAGAAGAAGGAGAGAAGGGAAGUCCCAUUGCACAAGCAGAGGAGUUGUUGCGUUGGCUCAGUUAUUUAGUUGAAUGCCACCCACGGAAAACUGGGAUGUCAAAUGGCAGAUGAAGUUGAUGGACUAUAUGGAACUGGCGGAAAUGACUGGCAGAAUCCGAAACCAGGGAGAAGAGUCGGUGGAAGAAGACUGGAAAAAAUUUAAAGACUAUUUACAGAAAUACUGUAAAAUUAAUGAAUGUUAGAAAAAUGUUGGAAUGACGUUAUAUGGCUUUAGUAGAAACGUUAUAAGGAAUUAAGUAUAAAUAGAUUAAUAGAGUAUUAAAGGAAAAAAUAAGGUUAGAAUGAGUUAAGAUAAUUUUAGGAUAGAAAACAGAGAAAGAUGGAAAGGAAUUGCUGAAAUAAUUAACAGAAGUGGAAUACAAAAAGGGAGGUAUGAGGAGGUCGUGGAAAUAAGUGAAUGAAAGAUGGGAUAAUGAAAUUGUUUGAUUUAUUUUAUUGUUUUUGUUUUGUUUUGUUAGUAUAAUGUAUUGCAUUGUAUUGUCUUUUUAGUGUUUAAAUUUUUGGAAAAGUAAUAAAUAUUAUUUUUAAAAAGAAAAAAGAAAACUGGGAUGUCAGUGACAUUGUGCCAUGGAGAAAGUUUCUAGCAGUCCAUCUUCUAAGCUCCCAUUUGCAGUGUGAAGUGGUGCAGCUAAGGCACAGACUUGCCACUUUGCCGCUCGGAAAAAAGGAGAGGAAAGGCAGUGUUGUUGUAAUGAUGCACACGUUAUCAGCAGCAGCAAAUACAGUGAUACCUCAGGUUAAGUACUUAAUUCGUUCCGGAGGUCCGUUCUUAACCUGAAACUGUUCUUAACCUGAAGCACCACUUUAGCUAAUGGGGCCUCCCGCUGCCGCUGCGCCACCUUAGCACAAUUUCUGUUCUCAUCCUGAAGCAAAGUUCUUCUGAGGUACCACUGUAGUCUUAACAAGUUAGAGUCAACUAAUUGUUAGGCCUUGUUCAUAAAUCCUACAUUGGUCUAUCUUUCUGUGGCAGGAUUCCUAUUCCACAAGCAGCUCCAUGGCUUGUAGAUGCUCAGCAGAUGUUUUCAAUCAACACUGCAUCUUCCUUCUAGGGAAAGUGUCACUUGUUUAAUUUCUGCCCAGCACCCCAUUAUUAAAAGCACCAGAAUCAUGUUAAGAAGCAGGCAAUAACUCCAGCAUGAACCGGGGUAUGAUGCAGGUGUUGCAUCAGGGUGACACAAGUGACUAGGCCUGGUAUAUCCAACACCACAACCAUUUUUCAAAUAUUUAUUGCUUCUUCGUUGGAACUUUCACUUCUAUGAACUGGGAAGGUGGUGGACUUUAUGACGCCCAUAUUAUAUUUUUAAGGAUGCUGUGGAAGGGAAACACCAGAAACAGACUCCCUCAUCAUACAUACUUUUUAUCAAGACAUAUCAUCAGAACGUUUUUCUACCAAUGAGGUGGCAGCCCAGUAGAAUAUAAAUAAUCAGGGGCUGGAACCAUCUUUCCCAACACAGCAGCAGGGUACCUUAGAGUAGCUCUUGUGUGUUCUAUUAAACAUCCACUUUUUCUAAGGCUCAUCGUAUAUGCACAGAAUUUCUUUGACUGCUAAUACCAUGUGCCAUCUGGUACUGCUCAUUAUGCUCUCGUGGGGUGCCACAUGGAUUGCACCCUCACAUAACAAAACAGGUAUCAUCUUGGCUAUUUCAUUGACCAGCUGCUCUUUUCCUUUAAGAGUUACUUGACUUUGGCUCAACAAGCAGCAGGAGAUCACAAAGGGAUUAGAAAGAGGGAGACUUUUACCCUCUUUAAAAUAUCCCAGUAGAACUGCCCCCCCCAACACACACACACACAGGGGACAGAAAAUAUUCGUUAACCCCGGGAUUAAUAUCCUCUUAACCAUUUGCUGUCAGCAUUUAAACCUCCCCAUACACUGAAGCUGUCUGAGUGGGUGGGGGAGAGAGAGGCGAUAAUUGACAGCUGCAUAAAAAAUCCCACUUAUCCACCAAUCUGACAUGCUGCUCUUCUGUUUUUCAGAUCCACAGUGCCCAGGAACUAGUCUGUUUCUGCGAGGGCUUCUUCCUCAAACACAUGAGUGCCUUGUUGGACCAGGAGCCUUUCAAACAGCUCAUCUAUGGCAGGAACAGUAAAGUUCAGGGUCUGGAUCCCCUGCAGGACUUGCAGUCCACACUGGCCAGCAGACUUCAUUCCAUUUACAUCACCUCAAGGGUGUGAUUGCCAAGAGGAACUACAGUGACCCUGUCUGGAUAAGCUGGGAUGCUCAAAGCACUUGCUCAUCUAACUGCACUAGGACGGGAUUUUGGCCCAAAUUUGCUGGCUUCCCUCGCCAGCAACUGGAUUGCUGAAAGUUCCUCCACCAGAUCCAAAAAUCCCCAGUACAAAAGACCUGACCAUCCACUGUGCAGCUGGGAUUUAUAGGCACGGACACCCAAAGCAAAUACUCCAGUCUAGCUCAGGAAACCUUGCUUGCUGGAUUAGAAGCUGCGAGUAUAAAUCAUUCAGGCAGGAAAACAUGCAGUCUGUUGCGUUUUUGUGAAGGAGAUGCACAUUCCGAAGUAUGUUGGAAUGUACAUUCUCCACCACAUUUAGUUGCAUGUCAACAGCUUGUUUGGGUGUGACAAAACUGAAUCGGUACCUUAAUGCUUUGAUCUGUACUGAAAAUUAGAUGGCAGGGUUGGGAAGUCGGUAACUGGGAACAAAACUCCUCCCUAACACCCAGGGCUUUUUUCAGCUGGAACUCACUGGAACUCAGUUCCAGCACCUCUCAGGUGGGUGCCAUUGCCAUUCUAAAAGAACGAGGGAGGAGUUCAUGGUGAGUUCUGGCACCUCUUUUUCUAGAAAAAAUAGCACUGCUAACACCCAACACUUUUGUCAAGGGUUGCUUCCACCUUUGCAUUCUCUACUGGAUGAACAUUUAGGGUGGAAUAUUUAAAAAAACUGGGACAUCAUGCCAUCUAUGCAAAGCGCUCACUGUUUGGGGAGAGAUUUGCAAGUGAACGAUGCUUCUUCUGUGAAGGGCGUAUUGUUAAUAGACUAAAGGAGGAAAAGGAUAGAGGGGAGCUGUAUAGGAGCAAGGGGGAGAGAGAUGUGUUGCAAAUGUAUUUGUAGAGCGUGGAUUUGUAGACCUGUGGCUCUCCAGGUCUUGCUGGCCUCAAACUCCCAUCAGCCCCAGCCAGCAUGGCCAGUCUUGAGGGAUGAUGGGAGUUGCAGUCCCACAGUAUCCAGAUGGUCACAGGCUCCCCGCUCCUGUUGUAGUGUUUCAGGGAAGUUACUAGAAGUGUAAUAGAAAUGUGGGACUUGGUGUGAAUAUAUGUUUUAGAGGCAAGAGAAGAUUUUCUCCACAAUCAUAUCUAGUUUUUUUCCGACCCUGUGAACUGCCCUCCUCACGCGCUGAAGCAUUUUCGUUUUAACAUGUCAUUGGGAGGUUGGGAGAGCAUUCAAUACAAAACUAAGCAUCUUUGUAAAUGAUUAUUUCAUCAAUUUUGAGGAGGAUAAAGGUCAAAGCACUUCAGCGUAUUAUGGCUGAGAAAAUUAACUCUGAGGUAGACACCUUUUCUCAGGCAUCAAGCCUACUUUCUUGCAUCUCUCACUCACCACUGAACCAUUUGUCUCUCUCUACGUCAUCUUUCUGCAUAAUACACCAACAUCACACAGUACUGAAAUGUCAUUGCUGCCAAGGUAAAAGAAUUCAGCCCUUCAAAAAGCCAGGAGGAACUUCAUGAGCUGCACAUAUUGUAAGUGGGCCAGGAAUAGGGAGAGGAUCAGAAUGCUAAAAGUUAAAAAAUGCUCAGUGCAAACAGGCUCUUGCACAGUAGCUGUCCGAGGCAGUUGUUAAACUAAGUAAGAUUAUACACCCUUCAAUCAAUCACUUUUGAAAUUUGGACCAGAAACGAACCCACAAAUUCAUAUUUCCCUCCCUGACCCCAGAAAUCACAGAAAAGAUCAAGCUUGUUUGGGAAUAUCCCCAAAAGUUGUAAUUCUGGAAAAUAAUUUUGAAAAAGCUGUUUCAGCUAUCUGUACAAAAAAAAAAAUUAUAGAUUCUGUUGCAUUGCUGUAAUGUUGUCUGCUACAUUAACUGUACAUUAAUGUCACUUAUGUAAAUGUACCAUAUUUUAUUAACAACAUAACUUUUGUUAAACUUUA
This is a messenger RNA of Podarcis lilfordi (Lilford's wall lizard), 25225 nucleotides long. Lineage: Eukaryota; Metazoa; Chordata; Lepidosauria; Squamata; Lacertidae. The record is from the annotation of a GenBank genome assembly.